CAAAGGUGAUCUUUUUCCGACCCGUUUCCAAACAACGCUCGACGCCGACAAACGUAUUAACCCUCCCACCAAAAAACCAGCAAACCAACAGCCAAAAUGGGUCGCGUUCGCACCAAGACCGUCAAGAAGUCCGCCAAGGUCAUCAUUGAGCGGUACUACCCCAGGCUCACCCUUGACUUCGAGACCAACAAGCGUAUCUGCGAUGAGAUCGCCAUUAUCGCCUCGAAGCGCCUGCGCAACAAGAUUGCCGGCUACACCACCCACUUGAUGAAGCGCAUUCAGCGUGGUCCCGUCCGUGGUAUCUCCUUCAAGCUUCAGGAAGAGGAGCGUGAGCGCAAGGAUCAGUUCGUUCCCGAGGUUUCCGCUCUCGACUUCAGCCAGUCCGACAGCGGCCAGCUCGACGUUGACGUCGAGACCAAGGACCUGCUCAAGCACCUCGGCUUCGACUCGACCAUCCCCGUCAACGUCAUCCCCGUCACCCAGACCCAGGUCUCCGAGCGCAGUGGCCGCCGCUUCGGCGACAGGCCCCCUCGCCGCGACUAAAUGCAACGCCUUCACGACGCGACUAUUCCUGUACACACAUAAAAAAUGGAUUGUUGGGCUGGUUUUGCCUUUGCAUGGUUUGGGCAAUGAGGUAUUUGGGAUUGGGUUGCUUUUCGGCGUCUUCAUGGAAGGUAGUGAGAGCAUACUAGAUCAACACAGAGAUCUUUUGCCCACUAAGGUGUCGCUGACUCUCUGGUGCACUUGCACUGGGGAUGACGCUUGAUUGCCAUCUUCAUUCCUACAUGCCGAGAUUCUCGCCCGAUCUUGGACCCUGAUGCUCAAACUGGACAUGCGCGCGAUGUAAAUCGUGCCAUACAGCGAGCAGACGGUGCCAUUAACGGGCCGUGAUUGCCAGUGAAACUGUGAUUCAUGUCUAACAAGGGUAUCAUACUCCAACGCAAAAAAGUAGGUCAUGCUGCCUCGACACUGACCUAUGUGUCUAGCAAAACACGCACAAGCUUCUAUCUAAAGCGUGGUUUGUAGCCUUCAAGGAGGAUGUCCUCCCCGUCUUCGUCAUCCUCCUCUGCCUCUAAACUUGGUGGCUCGGGAACUGCUGUGGUUUUCUUCUCUCGAAUCGUAAAAUCCACCAGAUUGGUUGAACCCUUCGACUGCUCCGUAGUAUCGCCACGCUCCAAGGCCAAUGUUGACGACUUCUCUGCCUUUUUUUCCUCUUCCAUCUUGAGGCGGCCAAUGUCUGCAGCGAGUUCGCUGUCCUUGCCUGUCUCCUUCUCACCCAUGAGCUCUAUCUCGAUGUCCGGGAUCCCGAUGCGUUCCCACGCGGCCGUCUCGUUGAGCUGAACCUUGACGUACAGCGCCCGCCUCGCGCAGUCCUGAGAACACCACUUCUCCAACUCCUCAACCGGCAUGAUCUUGAAGUCUGGCCUGCCCUGGUUCACGGCUUUGAACGUGCCCGGACCGUAUCUCUUCCUGGGCUUGGCGCACAGGGCGUAGCCGCACAGGUCGUUGACGUUGCGCUCCUCAAUCAGGUCGUCGUAGUCGGUCGGCUGGAACGUCCGCACCUUGGCCUUGAACUCCGCCACGUCGCUCGCGGCCGGGCUGGCGGCGCUGUGGCCCGCCCCGCGGACCCGAGGGUGUUCCGACAGCUCGAUCAGGUCGUCCAGGACCUUUUGGUGGAUUGCCUUUUGCUGUUGUAUUAUGGUCGCGUGGCGGAUGGCCACCUGACGCGCCUCAUCGGCAGAUAUCGCGCCGCCUUGUUCUGUGGCUUGCGGAGAGGCGGCGGCUUUGGUUUUCUUGAGAAUGCCCUUCUUGGGCGCAGGUUUUGCGCCUGAUGUUGAUGUUGCGACUGGCAUGACGGGCUGUAUGUGUGUGCCUUUUCAGUGAAGUGAUUCUGAAAUUUUAAAAGGUUUGGCGGUUUUCAAUUUCGAUACCUAGUAGGUUCGAUCCGAUCCAACUUGAUUUGAAAGCACUCAACCUAGGUAGGUAGGUACCUUACGUACCUGUAAAGAAUCCAGGUCUUGCUCGGCUCUUGACUGGUUGGUUUAAGAAUUUGGUGUUUAUAGUGGGGUGGGUAACGAUGGGACCAAAGUACAGUAAAUUGCCUUCAGAUUCUU
This is a messenger RNA of Pyricularia grisea, 2114 nucleotides long. RefSeq lists its product as uncharacterized. The transcript is spliced from 3 exons. Gene Ontology annotation, cellular component: ribosome. NCBI's taxonomy places the organism in Eukaryota, Fungi, Ascomycota, Sordariomycetes, Magnaporthales, Pyriculariaceae. Gene Ontology annotation, biological process: translation. The record is from RefSeq and is a predicted model, not a curated record. Gene Ontology annotation, molecular function: structural constituent of ribosome. The coding region runs from base 97 to 543 and encodes 148 amino acids.